Molecule: messenger RNA, 1434 nt
Organism: Symbiodinium pilosum
Lineage: Eukaryota; Dinophyceae; Suessiales; Symbiodiniaceae
Source: the annotation of a GenBank genome assembly
AUGGCACAGACAGACCAUGCAGAAGGUGCACGAGACCGGCGCUCUUCCUUGCAUGCUGCACGUCAGGCAGUGCGCCUCGAAGAUGAUGACUCGGAAGAGGAAAGCGGUAAGUCUGACCUGGAUGGAGACCCAAAAGACUUGCAGCAGAUGUCGGAAGUUGAAAGGUUGGAGGCCAUGAACCAGUUCGCAGCCCGGCGAAAAGCCGGAAGCACCAAUGUAGAGGAGGACUCUGUCGCCAAAGCUGCGGCAGAAGCCUUUGCCAAGGGGGGCACGCAGGUGAUGCUGCCUGCGAAGGAGGUGUCGGAGCUACCUGAGAGGUCCGGUUGGGUGAAGCGUAUGGGCGAGAAUUUGGCUUUCCUCUCAAGCUGGCAGUGGCGGUGGCUGGUACUCAAGGAUUGCCGAGUGGCUUGGUUUGACGGUCCUGACAAAAAGCGCUUGCAUGGCGUCAUAGACUUCGAGCUGGUGGAUGUGGAGCUCGAGCGGCUCUGGGACGAUCCCUCAACCAGUGAAUCCUCGCGUAGCCAGGCCGUCAGAAGAGGCAAAGAUCGCGGUUGCCGGGGAGUCUGCAUCUCCGGCCUCUUCGGUUCGGACGAAGCCUAUUUCCGGCUUCUUGCUGCCGGAAGCAAUCGGGCCUUUGAGUUUGGCGUUGCCACGCAAAAGGAGGCCGGCUACUGGAUGGAUGAGAUCCUGAACCAUUUGGAGGAAGCGGAUCGUCGCUGCGCGGGGCGGCCACGACUCAGCGCCGACAGGCUCAAUGACUUUCAGAGGAGCCGCAUCAAAAACGCGUGGUGGAAGGUCAGCCGCAUCUCACCAGAGACCUUCAAGCACGUUGCAGAGACGGGCGAUGUCCUGCUUUUCAAGUCCGAGGGCACCUUCCCGAGGUUAAUUCGCGCGGCCUCAGCUGGUGGCCGCUUCGAUCACGUAGGUCUCAUUUUGAGGAUGGAAGGUGACACAAUCGGCAUCCUCGAAGCCACAGGCAAUGAGGGAGUCGGACUUUGCACUUGGAGAACCUUCUUGGCCAACGGGUGGCAGAACUUGUAUCCGGAGAUGGCCUUGCGGCGUGUUCGAUGCACGCGAAAUCAAGAGGCGCUAUUUGCUUUGCAGGAGUGGGUUGGCAAGGUCAUUGGCAAGCCCUACAACCUCUCCGUGAGCAAGCUGCGACACAGAGGAUCGACUGGUGGCGGACAGCAGGAUUUCUUUUGCUCGCAGCUGGUGGCCGAAGCAUUGAAAGUUCUUGGCGUCAUACCAAGAGGUCAGAAGGACUCAGCAGAGUUCUGGCCGUCCUCAUUUUCAGCCAAGAGCGCGCCGAUCACUUGCUCCCCGGGCUGUAGCAUGGACCCAGAGGAUUUGACCAUUGAUUUCAGCUUGACAAACGAGAUGGCUGCGAGAAGCAGCAGUUCGGCAAAAAGGGAUGCCACGGUCAGCUUGUGGUGA